Messenger RNA from Lasiosphaeria miniovina, 4710 nucleotides. RefSeq names its product putative death-receptor fusion protein-domain-containing protein. The coding region runs from base 1 to 4710 and encodes 1569 amino acids. Gene Ontology annotation, biological process: tRNA methylation. The record is from RefSeq and is a predicted model, not a curated record. NCBI's taxonomy places the organism in Eukaryota, Fungi, Ascomycota, Sordariomycetes, Sordariales, Lasiosphaeriaceae. Gene Ontology annotation, cellular component: cytosol. The transcript has 9 exons.
AUGGAAACUACUAGCACCCCCGAAGCCUCGACAAGCCAUGCGGACACUCUCUUGGCCGGCGUUGACUCCAAGGUACUCGUCAACGCAAACACCAUCUCGCAGUGGCUGUUGAGCCAGCCCGAUAACCUCCGGCCUCGAAUCGCCCAGGAAUUAUUCGAGAAGCUCUUGCGAGAUGCAUCGCAGUCUCGCCAAUACAAUGCCACUGGCCACGCCUGUGUCAAGCUCUGCAGCUUUGUUCAGCAGUGUGCCAAGUCGAGUGACGAGGCGUUGAAGCAAUGGGCUUUCACCGAAACCCUGUCCAAGAGGCUCUUCCACUUUUACUUGGAGUGGUAUGAGCACGACCCCCACCGGGCCUUGAGACUGACCCUGGAUAUACUUGUCAUGACUUCAACUCUCAACCCCAGCCCUCAAACCGGCCAGGCAAUCAAGGGACAUGUUGUCGAGACACUUGUGGCCAUUGUUGCACGGAGAUCGACACGGCAGCUGACCAAAUCAGGCCUGCAAUGUCUUGACCAUCUCCUGAGCAAGCGUGCCGUUAGUCUCGAUGAGAUCGGCCGCAACUACUCCGAGACUCAGCCAUCGAUGGCUGGCGUGCCAGAGCUUUACUUGUGGAGAUCGUUUGUUUUCUACCUGUUUUCCUGGAUGGAGGUUACCUAUGUCUCCCCGCUUGCCGGAAAGUGCGUUGUUCACAUAUUCCGCGGACUGGAAACCGCGGCACCACAGACGGACUCGGUUUUCACUGCCGAGCUCUGGCAACGCUGGCUUCAAGAUGCCUGCAUCAAAAACCCGGCCAUUAUGGACGACACAAGGAAUUAUAUCCUAGUUCCUGUCUUCAAGACAGACAGAGCUGCCUCUCUCAGGCUAUUGCAAGCCUUCAUCAAGAGGGACCCACUAACGGCCGUUGAGCACAGGUUAGGGGACCAAACACUCCUACUCCAGUUGGCAACGCUAGAACUGGGGAAGAGAUUUGGUCUAGUCGAGGAGCCUAGUGACGGCGUCUCGCAGCCUCUGGCACACAUUUCGCUCCAAGAGACUGUCUUGGACAAUCUUCUCACCUACCCUUCGCCGUCUGUUAGGUCCAGCGCUUUCUCCUUGCUCAUUUCAUCCCAGGCGACAACAAAGCCCUUUUCUCAGGUUGCAUUCAGCCUGCUCAAAAGACACAUUGCCGCAUUCCAUGCCGACUAUGACGCCAAAUUUCGCAACGAGAUGCUCAGUCUUUCCAAGUCUCUGAUCCGGAGGGUGAAAAAUGUUCUUUCAGUUGCUCAGAGGAGUCUUUCACGGCCCGCUCAUCUCCGUACUCGGGAGAUUAACGCAGAUGCCACGGUGCCGUCGCCUAAGAAACGAUUUGGCCCAGAGGCCGCCCUGAAGGAUGAGGCCGAAGCGCACGAGAUUAUCAACCGCCACGAAGCAUUUCUAAGGUGGUAUAUUGAUUUUCUAAAAGGCGAACUCUUACCCACUGCAUCAUACCAGCGCCAUAUUACAGCCAUCAGAGCAGCGCUUUUGGUUCUGAAAGUUGGCAAGCACGCUGGAGCUUCCGAUGAUGGCGUCGAUAUCGAUGUCGCCCGGAUAAUAGCAUUCGAUGCCACCUGGAUUCGCCUUCUUGUUGAUCUUACACUGGACCCGUUCGACGAUGUUAGGGACGGCGCGACUACGCUCCUAGCCCUAUUCCCCCAGGAAAUAGUGAAGGCCCCUUCGGCGUUUGCCAGAGACUCGGGAACUCUUCUCGACAUAUUGGAAGAAUUCUCCCUUAAAGCCCAGGCACUCGCAAACAGGACAGGGAGGGCUGACCACGGAGACGGGGUAGCCCGUUCUCAGGGUCUCUUUGCUACUUGGUUGGACAACCCAGAAUCUCAGAUUGCUUUUUCUUCAAAAUUAAUUCAAGGCCUCGAAGGCAAGAUUUUAAAAGCAGAACAGGAUUUAGGCCACGCAGCUAUUGAAAGUCCGGUGCACGCAGACUUUGCCUCAAUUAGCUAUGUUUGGCAGGUUUUAGCCAGGACCACGUACUCUGACGACCAUCUGAAAGUUGUCCAUCAGCUCCAUCGCCGAAUUGUUGACUGCUCCAAGCGUAUCUGGCUGGCGGUGAAGCAUGUUCUUUGCGAUGACUCCCCAGAAGGUCACCUACCUGAAGAAUUAGAAGACAUCGAAGGGCUCGACACCAAGGAUCUGUUGAGUUACAGUUUCCGCGCGGUCCAUGAAUCGAGCAAUCUCCUUCGCUUGAUUGUAGGGACGCUGAGGCUCAAACGGGCUCCUGGAGCGCCUUUCCCAACACCUGACGUCUUUAAGGAUGCGGGCUACUUGACAUUUGAACAACUCGCCAGCCUGCGACAUCGCGGGGCAUUCUCCACAGUAUCACUUACCUUCGCCACAUACUGCCAGCUCACUCAGAACCUGCGCGAUGCUUUUCCAGAAGUCGAAGGCCUGGAUGGCUUACUCCACGAAUGGUACCAGGGAACCAUCACCUGCAUUAUGACACAGGCCUCAACGACACGUCGGUCGGCAGGGAUUCCGUCUCUCAUUGCUGCGAUUUUGUUAGCCAAUGUGCAAUCACCCUCAUUCGGCGAGGUUUUCAACACGCUUGGGGAAAUCGGCAAGAAAACUGUUCGCCUUUCAGAGACGGACGGAUCAAAUCUGCCCCAAGUGCACGCUUUGAACUGUUUGAGGGAAAUUUUCAGAAGCUCUGUGUUGAGCAAGAAGGCCGAGAGUUACCUGGGGAUGGCCUUGAAUCUUGCAGCAAACAGCCUCAAAUCUGAAGUUUGGGCAAUUCGAAACUGCGGGUUACUUCUACUCAGAAGCCUCAUCGACUGCCUCUUGGGUACUGGAGAGAGCAAGGCCAUCAUAGAGUCUGGGUGGGAUGGCCACUCGGUUCGGAUCUCUUAUAAGAAAUACCCCACACUGCCAGGAGUUAUCUUAGGACUUCUACAGUCGGUAGACGGUGUUCUCGACGUAGUAUCCCAGUCUGGCGCAGCAGAGGCGGUAUUCCCUGCACUCGACAUCAUCCGCCGCGCAGGUCCUCCUGAAGAACACCGCGCCGAACUGCGGAAGCACAUCGAGGGAUACCUCGGCAGCCGUAUUUGGCAUGUCCGGGAGAUAGCCGCCAAAACCCUGUGCUCUUUUCUGCUGCAGGAAGACUGGAUUACGGAGGUUGAAAGUCUUCUCGGUCAAUUUGAGAAGCAUGCGAACGGACUUCACGGCACCCUUCUCGCUGCUAGGUUUGUUCUUGAACGGAAAGCAGAUCUGGGGCAUCAUGUUAAAUCCGACUCAACGCGAGUGAAGCAGGUUCUACAAGGGCAUUUCCAAUCGUCUGGAUUGUUUCAGAACUGUCCAGAAAUUGAAGCAGCUUACCUUGAGAUCACGAACUUGCUCACCAGUCUCGACUUGGACAAAGAACAAGCAGAUAAAGCCGCUUCGUAUACCAUGCUACCUGUAUAUACGGAUUCAAGCUCGCCAAAGCACCACAGUUCUUCAGCCUUACUCGACAUGCAGAUAUCGAUGAAGGUUGUCUAUGACACCGCAGCAUUGGCCGACGUGGAUAAGUUGCGAUCAUGCUUGUCAGAUACACUAAAGAGAGAUAUCAACACCGCAACGAGAAUGCUUGAAACAAUCCCUUCGGCAUGGGGAUCCGUGCAAGGUGGCAAGGCUAAAGCAGAACUUUGCGCCAUGUACGCGAGCAUCUGCAAACUCCCAGGGGCCACGGAAGCCCGCACACAGGCCUUGUUGAAUCUUGGAUCAGUGGUAGACGAUUCCCUCAGCAACCAUGACGUCCAGGAUUUGCCGAGCUUGGCCAAACUUGACAUGUUGUGGGAUCAUCUUCUGGAAGAAGAGAUAAAUCCUACUUUGUCGUGUGCAAUAAUCACGACGAGCGGGUCUCUAAUGGCAGCGUCUUUAUCACUACCUAGCGACUUAGACAACACUGCAAAGGUAGACCAGCGGUUGAUGAGUUGGGGAGAGUUGAUAGCCGACGCCUUGGACGCGGACAAUGCAUUCGACACGAGGUUUGCCGCAGCAAUGGCACUAAGGUCUUUCUUCCUUGACUCCCGACGUCAUAGUUGGAACUCCAAGUAUCUGCCCGUUUUGUCGGCCCUCUACGAUGCCCUUAUUGACGACGAUGACGAGGUCAGAGAGGUUGCAGCCAGUGCCGCUACAGGCAUCAUUGGUACCUACAUGCUGGCACCGACGGCAGCCGACCGUCUUGUUGUGUGGUUGCGAGAGCACUUUAGGGAGCGAGAAGAGUUCAGAUCACUUGUGAUAUGCAGGAUGACUGGUCACACACCUCAUCUGAGGGACAUCGAAAUGAUCCCAGCCGACCAACAGCUAAUUAAGACCAUGGACUUCGACGACUCUCUAUUUGCAGCCGAAGAGCAGAACCUUUUCAUUGACGAAGUCAAAGAGACCAUGAGAUGGCGACAAGCCUUAUAUGAUUUUGGGCAGUGGAAGGGAGAUGCACCAUUCGAAAACCUUGUACAAUGGACAGACUCCGGACUAGCAUAUCUAAUACAGCUCUCGGAGAAAGAGGACGGGCCCUUGGGCUGGACCUCUGACCAGCACGUGUUCGCAGUAUGCGCCCGCGUUCUGCUUAGUGCCGUUGCAAUUACUGCUGCCGGCAAAGUCUCGACAACCAAGAGUCUGUUGGAACAGUUCAAGCAUGUCGGAACCAGAGCAAGGAUUCACGGGUCACUUCUAGAGAUGGCGUUGUCGGAGGCCGACAUUUAG